AUGGUCAGUCUGGUGGAUUUGGUCAGAAGCCUGGAGAGAGGAACAGGGGAGAGGAGCCAUGAGCGAACGUCUUAUGUGGAGUAGUAGAUAUCAGAGGACACAAGACUUUCAACUCUGCUUUCACUGAUACUUCCAACAAAAACAGUAGUGUGUGAUUGUGUACUCGCAUUAAUAGUGGUGGUAGGAUAUUACAGUUGAGUACGUAGUCUCUGCACACUGGACUGUCCCCUGCUAUGUUACCCAAAGCCCACACCGCCUGAGAGAGGAGGAGAGAGAGAGAGAGAGAGAAAGGAGAGGGAGAAAGAAAGGAGAGAAGAGAGGGGAGGGGAGAGAGAGGGAGAGAAAGGAGAGAGGAGGAGAGAGAGAGAAAGAAAGGAGAGAAGAGAGGGGAGAGAGAGAGAGAGAGAGAGAGAGAGAAGAGAGGGGAGAGAGAGAGCGCAAAACUAGGUAGAAAUGAAAGACAGUCUUGUAAUCCAUUUUUCCAUGCCUGUUUAGAUGUAGUGUUGGCCUUACCUGUUCCUGAACAUCUUCAAAGUCAGAGUUGAGUAGUUCUAUGAAGAUGGGUACUGCUCCCGCCUCGAUUACUAUGUUAGUCUGCAUGGACGUACCUGACGCUAUGUUGGUCAGCGCCCACGCCGCCUCAAACUACACAGACAGAGACUUUAUUAAUGACACACUGAUAUUGAUAAUAAAACUCGAUUAUACAAAAACAUACAAUGACAGAAAUGUUAUUGUGACUGCAAUAAUUGCCAAAGAUAUCCACAAUGAAUUACUAGCUACUCAAGACUGAACAUCCUCCAGUUUUCCAGUCUGGGUUAACUUUUAUAUUAAGGUCUCACCUGUAAUGUGCAGUUGACGCUCCUCUUCAGGAACUCUACCAACCUCUCUACAAUGCCUGGGGUGUUGAUGACCUCGUCAAUAGGUGGAUUGGGUUCUGGAACAAGAUCAGACACAGAAUAUAUGAGAAAGUGUCUAACAAUUAGCACCAUGGACUCACAACCUUCACCACCCUAGAGGGAGGUAGCUUAAUCAGCUGUGUUAGUGCCGGGCUGGGCUUGGAGCAACAGCCUGUACACCCUGAGGGUCCCCAGGACCAGGAGGGACAACACCCUGAGGGUCCCCAGGACCAGGAGAGACAACACCCUGAGGGUCCCCAGGACCAGCAACACCCUGAGGGUCCCCAGGACCAGCAACACCCUGAGGGUCCCCAGGACCAGAAACACCCUGAGGAUCCCCAGGACCAGAAACACCCUGAGGGUCCCCAGGACCAGGAGGGACAACACCCUGAGGGUCCCCAGGACCAGGAGAGACAACACCCUGAGGGUCCCCAGGACCAGGAGGGACAACACCCUGAGGGUCCCCAGGACCAGGAGAGACAACACCCUGAGGGUCCCCAGGACCAGCAACACCCUGAGGAUCCCCAGGACCAGGCGUGACAACACCCUGAGGGUCCCCAGGACCAGGAGGGACAACACCCUGAGGGUUCCCAGGACCAGGCGUGACAACACCCUGAGGGUCCCCAGGACCAGCAACACCCUGAGGGUCCCCAGGACCAGCAACACCCUGAGGGUCCCCAGGACCAGGCGUGACAACACCCUGAGGGUCCCCAGGACCAGGAGGGACAACACCCUGAGGGUUCCCAGGACCAGGCGUGACAACACCCUGAGGGUCCCCAGGACCAGGAGGGACAACACCCUGAGGGUUCCCAGGAACAGGAGAGACAACACCCUGAGGGUCCCCAGGACCAGCAACACCCUGAGGGUCCCCAGGACCAGCAACACCCUGAGGGUCCCCAGGACCAGGCGUGACAACACCCUGAGGGUCCCCAGGACCAGGAGGGACAACACCAUGAGGGUCCCCAGGACCAGGAGGGACAACACCCUGAGGGUUCCCAGGACCAGGCGUGACAACACCCUGAGGGUCCCCAGGACCAGCAACACCCCCAGGACCAGCAACACCCCCAGGACCAGCAACACCCUGAGGGUCCCCAGGACCAGCAACACCCUGAGGGUCCCCAGGACCAGGAGAGACAACACCCUGAGGGUCCCCAGGACCAGCAACACCCUGAGGGUCCCCAGGACCAGCAACACCCUGAGGGUCCCCAGGACCAGGAGGGACAACACCCUGAGGGUCCCCAGGACCAGCAACACCCUGAGGGUCCCCAGGACCAGGAGAGACAACAGUGAGUGA
This is a messenger RNA of Coregonus sp. 'balchen', 2190 nucleotides long. Lineage: Eukaryota; Metazoa; Chordata; Actinopteri; Salmoniformes; Salmonidae. The record is from the annotation of a GenBank genome assembly.